Messenger RNA from Torulaspora delbrueckii, 1734 nucleotides. It is a transcript of the gene PEX8, whose product is annotated as Pex8p. The coding region runs from base 1 to 1734 and encodes 577 amino acids. The record is from RefSeq and is a predicted model, not a curated record. Lineage: Eukaryota; Fungi; Ascomycota; Saccharomycetes; Saccharomycetales; Saccharomycetaceae. The transcript has a single exon.
AUGUCAAAAUCAUUGGAUAUGGCUGAUCAAGCAAUCGACCAUCUAUUGAAUGUUCUAAAUUCAAGGAAAACCCCAUUAAGCCCUACCAUAUCGAAUAAUCUGGUUUACUACAUCCCAAGAGUGAAAUCUGCACCAAAACUAACCAGAUUGAUCAAUGCUACUUUCCAAGAGACCAAUAGACCAGAUUCUGAUUUUAUCGAGCUGUUCGAGAUGGCACAAGCGAUAGCGCAAUGGAAACUGCAGAUAAGUGAGCCCAUCAUCCCGCCUGCACAAUUUUUCAAAAUAUGGGACUCUUGCUUUGUUACGUGUCAGUUGUGGACAGGGCCCAAGCUAGCUAUACUUGCCGGGAUUUUGAGUACAAGAGACAGCUUUAUAUCUAUCCAGUCCGACAAUUUCAUAGAUGAAACAGGACAUAUCGGUAAGUUAUAUGACAAAUGGGAACAGUCAAUAUUCAUACCAACAUGGUGUGCCCUCCUGAAGAACUUCAAGAAGGAUCCAGGGGAAUUGAUUCUGCUUUAUUCUGCAAUAAGCAAACCUUCUGAUGGAGCCAAGUAUUUGUACCUGCCCUGGGAUCUGAUAACGCUGUACCUUUCACACAUGUUUUCGGACUUCAUGGUAGAUCAGGCUCAUUGCCCACAGUUUUUUGCCAAACAUUUGAGUCAAAUGGCCAAAACGUUGCAAACAUCUUUGGCUAACGGUAGCAUUACAAGUGUCAAUAAUUUCUUGACCCAAGUAUGCAGAAGUUCCUACAAUAUGAAUUUUAAAGAGCUCAAUUCCCUUACGGCAGACAAGGAUUAUGCGAGCAAACACUACUCGGGAAUUUUAUUCACGAUUGUGAUAUCCAUUAACUCAAUCUUGCAGACUGUUCCGGAAAUACCAAUAAUAUGGUACUCACAGGUACUCAUGACGCUGCUGAAUAUCAAUUUCAUAGCAACAGAUGUUGGGGUUGUGGGAUUUGAUUCAUAUGAAAGCGUAUAUGAAAUACUCUGCUCUGGAAUCACCAUGACUGUCAAGCCCGAUACUUAUUAUUCUGUCGCGAGAACCAUGAGGGAUAACGUUUGGGUAAAUCAAAGUUAUCAAAACAAGGUUAACAAAUCCAAGCUUCUGUUCCUACUAAAUUUCCUGGGGUCAACUCUCUGCCAUGUUUCAAUGAUUUCAUCUAAUUUCAUUAGUACUUUUAUUGAACCUCUUAAAAAGACAUACGUGACUUCUGCUGAAGAAGAGAUUAGGGAAUCAGUACAUAUAAUGAUGUUAUCGCUCUUCACCAACAAUAGUUCUGCUAACAACUUGUUGCAUUGGCAGGCCCGCCACUACCUCGAUCACAUCGAGCUCUCCACAGACCAAUUCAUGUUAGGUAAUAUAUCAGAGAAGCAAUUAACUAUGAUCUACCAAGAGAUGUCGUCUAGACUACCAUCCUUACAGACCAUAGACAGACAUUUGGCAAGAGAAGUUCUUCACCGAACGUACUUAAGAAUUCUCAACUGUUCGUCAGGUGAAAGAACAAAGCAAGCAGUGCUUCUCAAAUGUAUCGUUUACCAGUUGGCAUAUUUGAGCGAAAACCAUUUCGUUGGCUGGCUAGAUACAGUUCAAGAAUUACUGUCAUCGAUUCCUUUCAGCAAAGAAGAAUGCGACGACAUCCUGACUACUUUAUGGAACUUUUUAUCGCAUAGGAGGUCUGAUACUGCAUUAAAGUGGUGGUAUGGACACUUGGACACACUACGUAGUAGAUUAUAG